CUCUGGCGGAGCUGACCGCGGCUGUGGAGUGCGCCGAAGGCAUGGAGCGUGAGCCCGGCCAGGGGGAAGCGGCUCCUGCCCCGGCCCGGGACCCCGCGGUGACCGUGACUUUGCUCCUGAGCUGGGGGGCAAAUAGCUACGGACAGCUUGGUCUUGGUCAUAAAGAAGAUGUGCUUGAGCCCCAACGGCUGAAUGAUUUCUGUGACCCCAAGCACAUUAAGAUGCUGACAGGAGGAGGGGGACACUCUGCUGUGGUCACAGAUGAUGGGGAGCUUUUUGUGUGUGGCUUGAACAAAGAUGGGCAGCUGGGACUUGGUCACACUGAAGAUAUUCUGUCUUUUAUCCCUUGCACCCCUCUGGUCGGCUGCCCUGUCCUACAAGUGUCCUGUGGCUGGGAUUUUACAAUUUUGCUCACAGAAAGUGGGCAGGUUCUAUCAUGUGGCUCCAAUGCAUUUGGUCAGUUAGGUCUUCCUCCUGGGGCCAGAAGACAGGUGACCCCCCAAGUCAUUGAGCUCCUGAGUGAGAAGGUCGUGUGCAUCUCAGCUGGAAUGCGGCAUGCUCUGGCUGGUACAGAGAGUGGCCUGGUGUUGCAGUGGGGCACAGGCUUGGCAUCCGCAGGGAGGCGGGCAUGCCCGGAGAAGCCCCUCCACCAUUCCUGACAGCCCAAGGAACCUUGCAGAGUGACAGGCCUGAAAAAUUCAAAAGUAAAGACAGUUGUUACUGGUUCCUGCCACUCAGCAUUGUUAACGGAUGAAGGAGAACUGUAUGUUUGGGGGAGCAACAAGCAUGGCCAGCUAGUGAGCCCAGCUGCUUUUCUUCCCACACCCCAGAAAAUAGAAGCCAGCUGUUUCCAGAAUGAAAAGGUCACCAUGGUGUGGAGUGGGUGGACACACUUCGUUGCCCGGACAGAGACUGGCAAGGUGUUUACCUGGGGACGUGCCGACUAUGGUCAACUUGGGAGGAAAGUGGAGGGUGACAAGAGAUGUAAAGGAGAACAUGAAUUACCCAUGUCCUGCACAAGAACACUGAGCAGCAUGCCUUCUUCCCUUCCUUGCUUAGCAGGAGUGACUGAGGUGGCAUGUGGGUCUGAACAUAACCUGGCUGUGGUGGGAACCACGUGUUACUCCUGGGGCUGGAAUGAGCAUGGCAUGUGUGGAGAUGGCACCGAAGCCAAUGUCUUGUUCCCAAAGCCAAUGGAAUCUUCAAGUUUAGCCCUGUGGCUCCUUGUGGGGUGUGGAGCUGGUCACUCUCUUGCUCUUGGCCAGGCCCCAGCUUCCCCAUCACUGCACCAGAGCCCCCAAGACAAAGUCAAGCCAGAAUCCUUGGAGAACUCACAGUGAGAGAAACCAAAGGGAAGAGACACAAACAUUAUUCCCACACCAAGCUAGUGUGUCCUGAAAUGAGAGAUUUAGCAUUUAACUUUAAUAAAAUUAAUUUGAACAGUUUUGUCCCUGAAAACAUGUGUGGCAAAAGGGAUGGGAUUGCUCAUUGGGACACAGGAGUCAAAAAUAAGUAAGUAUUUAGGAAGCUGACCAUUGGACCAGCUGGAUGAGAGACAGGGAAAGGGUAAUUUUCUGUACAUCCAAGAAACUUCACUCUUCAGCAAAUGCCAAGGAGAACAAAGGGGCACCAUUAACAGCCUCUAAAAGGUAACAAGCUCAUAAUGCAUACAGAUUGGGGAACAGGGAUUAGGGUUCCAUCCAUUCUGUAGGCUCAGGUCACCCCCAGCUUCCUCCUACCAGCCACCAAUGGUGCUGAAGCGAGUAGCCCUCUUCCAUAGAUCAUGGAAUUGUGUUUUUGAAGAAGACUUCAGAGAUCAUCCAGUACAAGAAUUCUUAACUGUUUGUGUGUCAUGAAGCCCUCUGGCAGCCUUGGGAAGCCAAUGGAUCCAUUCUCAGUAUAAUAUUUUUAAAGUAUAAGAAUAAAAUAAAUAGAAUUACAAAGGAAAUUAAUUAUAUUGAAAUAUAGU
Messenger RNA from Dromiciops gliroides (monito del monte), 1969 nucleotides. It is a transcript of the gene SERGEF, whose product is annotated as secretion regulating guanine nucleotide exchange factor. The record is from RefSeq and is a predicted model, not a curated record. NCBI's taxonomy places the organism in Eukaryota, Metazoa, Chordata, Mammalia, Microbiotheria, Microbiotheriidae.